Messenger RNA from Topomyia yanbarensis, 3945 nucleotides. RefSeq names its product glutamate decarboxylase (gene Gad1). Gene Ontology annotation, molecular function: pyridoxal phosphate binding; carboxy-lyase activity. The transcript is spliced from 6 exons. Gene Ontology annotation, cellular component: cytoplasm. Gene Ontology annotation, biological process: carboxylic acid metabolic process. NCBI's taxonomy places the organism in Eukaryota, Metazoa, Arthropoda, Insecta, Diptera, Culicidae. Bases 405 to 1943 code for a protein of 512 amino acids. The record is from RefSeq and is a predicted model, not a curated record.
CAGCUUUUUCGCAUAGCUUGUGAGAACGUCAGACAGCACGGUUUGAAUCGAAAGAUCUUUGUUUGCACUGUCCGUCCGAGAUCAGUGUGGUGGACUGGUGAAAAUUCUAAGAUUGAAGAAAAUUAAAAAGUUGUUACCAAAAAGACGGGAUCUAAUCUCGCAAACACAUAUUAUACAAUACGGAAUUGUUCAGUUAAUUGCAUUGUGAUACAUAGAAAAUUUUAAGUAGAAUAAGUGUGUUAGAGCUGUUACGUAACUAUCAGAGUUUCAAAUUUUCCUUCGUGGUGUAGCAAUAGUGAAAACGCCUUUCACUCGCUGGAAAACUUCUAUUAAGAAAAAUAAGUGAGAUAAUAGAAAGGAAAGUGAAUUUUAGCUGAUCGCGCCUAAUUUAGUUGCAGAUAAAGAUGACUUCGAUCAACGUAGACAAAUAUAAACUGUCUGACAAAACAGCCAGGCUCACAGCAAAAGAUAUUAUUCCGGUAGUUCAAUCGUCGGAUUCCGCCGAAACGCGCGAGUUUUUGCAAAAAGUAGCAGAACUCUUGAUCGAUUACGUUAAUAUCCAAAACGAUAGAAAUGAGAAAAUUCUCGACUUCCAUCACCCAGAGGAUAUGAAAAAGCUCCUUAAACUAGACGUGUCUGAUGAUCCAGUUACGCUACAACAGCUGAUAAGAGAUUGUGCCAUUACACUCAAAUAUCAGGUGAAAACGGGUCAUCCGCACUUCUUCAACCAGCUCUCUUGUGGCUUAGACGUAGUCUCGAUGGCAGGAGAGUGGCUUACGGCAACUGCCAACACCAACAUGUUCACGUAUGAGAUUGCACCGGUGUUCAUUCUGAUGGAAAAUGUGGUUUUGACCAAAAUGCGGGAAAUCAUUGGAUGGCAGGGUGGUGAUUCGAUUCUUGCUCCUGGAGGUUCCAUUUCAAAUUUGUACGCCUUCCUGGCCGCCCGGCAUAAGAUGUUUCCUCGAUACAAAGAACAUGGAUCCCGUGGCCUACCCGGCGAUUUGGUGAUGUUUACGUCAGACCAGUGCCACUAUUCCAUAAAAUCGUGUGCAUCAGUUUGUGGCCUUGGAACGGAGAACUGUGUAAUGGUACCGUCGGACGAUCAUGGAAGGAUUAUUCCAACUGAGCUGGAACGACUGAUUCUGGAACGGAAGGCACGCGGCCAAAUUCCAUUCUUUGUCAAUGCCACAGCAGGAACAACUGUGCUAGGUGCAUUUGACCCAAUCAACGCUAUAGCCGACAUAUGUGAAAAGUACAACUGCUGGUUCCACAUUGAUGCUGCAUGGGGUGGUGGCUUAUUGUUGUCCAAGAAGUACCGCCAUCCAAGAUUAUCCGGAGUUGAACGGGCGGACUCUGUAACGUGGAAUCCUCACAAACUGAUGGGUGCAUUACUUCAGUGUUCAUCGAUCCAUUUCAAGGAGGAUGGACUUUUGAUCAGCUGUAAUCAAAUGUCGGCCGAAUAUCUGUUCAUGACCGACAAACUGUACGACAUCAGCUACGACACUGGAGACAAAGUUAUUCAAUGCGGGCGACACAACGACAUCUUCAAACUGUGGCUUCAGUGGAGAUCAAAGGGAACCGAUGGCUUCGAGAAGCAAAUGGAUCACCUAAUGGAACUGACGGAGUACGAAGUUAGACGGAUCAAGGAACAAUCAGAUAAGUUCUAUCUGAUCAUGGAACCGGAGUGUGUAAACGUGUCCUUCUGGUAUAUUCCGAAGCGACUACGCGGUGUUCCUCACAACGCCAAAAGAGAGCAAGAAUUGGGGAAAAUCUGCCCCAUUAUCAAAUCUCGCAUGAUGCAGUCUGGCACGCUGAUGGUCGGCUAUCAGCCUGACGAUCGACGUCCAAAUUUUUUCCGAUCAAUAAUUUCUUCGAUAGCGGUUACCAAAGCCGAUGUCGAUUUCAUGCUUAACGAAAUUGACCGUCUGGGUCAGGAUCUGUAAAUUGUUGGAUACGUAAAUUAGAGAAAAAAACAACGCAAAGAUAAUUUUAACUGCCUAGGCAAUCCGUUUGGCCGGAAGUUUGUUGGGAGAGCAUUUAACAACCAAGGAGUAUCAGUUGUAAUGACAUAUCAAUGAAUAUUACAGUAUUUAAAAAAAUAUCAUUUGCUAAACUAAGUAUAACUUUUGCCAUGUUACCAUCAAAUCUUAUUGUUUCCACUCAAAGAGAGAAGUAUAUUUGUGAACAAUUAAAUGCUGUUAAGUUUAAAUCACCUUGAAAAAAGAUGUGGAAGAUGUAAUAUUUGCAAUUCAAAUACUACCUGUUAUAUUUGUGCAAUAGUUAUGUUAUCUAUUAACUUAAAUUCCGAAUUGCCAUCAAUCUUCAUCAAAUUCAAAGCAGUAGUUUUAAACAUUUGUUCAAAAUAAAAAAAAAACAUGGGAAACGAAAUUCACGAAACAGAUUACAAUUAAAUAUAAUAAAAGAUAUUUACUGAAAUGGAUUGUUUCAAAUCGUUGAUUGCAGAAAGGAUUAUAUAUACAAAAUAUGUAUACAUAUACAAAAUAUGCAUUCUCCCAUCAUAUAUAUACAUGUUCAUCCUGUUUCACAAUUGAGUACUGGUGACAGAAAUAAAUGUACCUUACAAAUACCUAUUACGUUAAUUUAAUAAGAUUCGCAACGUAUAACUUCAGUUACCAAUAGUUUCCACACUAGUCCAUUUAGGAAAAUUAGCAAAUGAACAUUUUGUCAAUGUGUAGUGUGCAAUAAAAUACCAUUAGAAACCGAUGAUUACCAUAGUCAUUAGUUGACGUGAGUAUAGCUGUAUCAUAAGAUAGUUUAAUAUAUUUUUGUUCAAUGUUACUUUGCCUAUGCUCAAGGUUACGUUGUGAGAUAUGUAUAUAUACGCACCUUAAAAAUACACGAACAGAUUGCUUUAAUCCAUUGUCUUCCAAUAUCCGAGAAGAUUUGGAAAACAAACGCGACUGACUGAAUGACUAAAAUUACGUCAGCAACUCCCAAGAUAGGCUCAAGCAUUAAGUUUCAAACAAUGAAACAAAUACUAAUGAGCUUGUUUUAAACGAGUUUUACCAAAGUUCCCUUGCUUUCUAGUUACUAUUCGGAAAUUACUACUUAGUUUAGAUUAAAUUUUGUUAUCCUUAGAGAAAAGAGCCUAGUGACUGACACAAAGUGUGAUUCAUUCUAGAUUUAAUAAAGCAAAAGUGCUUGAAUAUUUACAUUUUCCACAGUUAUGUUGGAUCUUGCAGAGGAUCUAUUGGACAGCUGGUACUUUAUUUUCCUAUGCGCUUACAUCGAUACACAUGAGCUAGUAAAGUUAAAAAUAACAAGAACAUAAAAGAAAGCGACAAAUUCACAAAGUCUUCCUUCGAACAAAAUGUUAAUUAAUACAUGAUUCGCGAUCACUCUCAGAUACCGUUGAUCUUGGUGGAUUAGAGUCAUGUUAAUCAAUCCGCCCGAUAGUUUCGUCAAGUGCUAUUGAAAUAGUUCUGGUUCACCAUUAUGUAUAUUUCAUCUGGAGAGUGACGGGAAUCCGCAUAAAUCACGUAUUUUACGAACACAGUAAGAGAAAAUCACAUACAUUAGUUGCUUGAUUUGUUGACUAGACAAAAUAAUUUUCUUGGUAACGGAACCACUGAGAUCGAUUAUCAAUUAUACUUAAAGACAAAGAUGUAAUCUAAUCAUUAAUCAUAAUCCUAACGAAAGCGUCUCCCAAACAUAUGUAAACUGCAUGGCGAAAGCAUACGCUAAUUUUAGCAACUUGAAGACACAUCAUGAAAACAAACGAGAAAUCAAACGUAAAUUAUGUAUAUGAAACCUUUGUCAUGAUGCAGAAGUCGAAAACUAACAUGAAACUAUUGGAAGACUCAAUAAUAUAGACUAUUAUAUAAACUGAACACAAUGUAUGUUAUGUGUUGUUACAGUGACCGAAAAUUAUAGAAAGCAAAUUUAAAUCUGAAAAAAUAAAAAUAUAUAUGUAAUCAAAAUAAA